This is a messenger RNA of Rotaria sp. Silwood1, 759 nucleotides long. The record is from the annotation of a GenBank genome assembly. NCBI's taxonomy places the organism in Eukaryota, Metazoa, Rotifera, Eurotatoria, Philodinida, Philodinidae.
AUGGCGGAUUCAUCAUCAACAACUGAAAAUAAAAAACUUGAUGAUUUCUAUAAGGAUGUUCUAUCAAAAGAACCAACUGUUCGAAUAGAAUGUUUUUCUGCACUUAAAAAUUAUUUAUCUGAUGUAAACACAUCACUUGAAUGUGAAGAUCUAACUGGUUUUCUGAAUGGUUUAUUUAAAUGGAUUGAAGGCAGUAAUUUUCGAAUUGCUUGUAAUGGUCUUCAAGCAUUGGAAUUAUUUAUUGAUCGAUUAGAUUCACAUGAAUUGGAAUGUUUUCUUGAUAAUGUUGUAUCUAUAACAGUCGAUCGAUUGGGUGAUGCCAAAGAUCAAGUUCGAGAAGCAGCAUCUAAUCUUCUUAUAAAAUUAAUGAUAACAUAUACUCCACAACGUGUUUGGGAUUUAAUACAACCAUUAUCGUUUGAUCAUAAACAAUUUCGCGUAAAAGAAGAAAGUCAACGUUUACUUAUAAGAUCAUUAAAUGAGUUUGGUGCAUCAACAAUUCAACUUGGCAAACUUGUUCCACUUAUUUGUAAACUUGUAUCGGAUUCAAAUGGAACGGUUCGUCAACAAGCAACUGACACUCUUGUAGAAAUUUAUCGUCAUGUUGGAGACAAAGUUCGUAAUGAUAUUGCUAAACGUGACAUACCUGAAGCCAAAUUAAAGCAACUUUAUGAAAAAUUCGAUGAUGUUGUUGCAAGUGGUAGAAUGAUUGCUAAAGUAACUGAUUCAACAGAUGAUGGUAAGAUAUAUGCUUUAUAG